AAAGUUCUUAGCGAAAUAUCUUCCAAUAAUUAAUUGUUAACAAUAAAUACCAAUUAAUUUUAUUCAAAAAUUGAAAUGGAUAGAGCAAAUCUAGAAGAUUCAUAUACACUUUUACCAAGUGAUGAAGAAAAUGUGAUUAAUAAAGAAAUUGAAAAAGAAGUUAACGAUGAACAUUUUCAAGAAACUUCGCCUCAAUUGUGGCGAAAAAUCGGAAGUGCAUUAUUUUAUGGCAUCACCUCUUUUUUACUAACUGUUGUAAAUAAAACGGUACUUACAUCAUGGCACUUCCCAUCGUUUCUUGUGAUUAGCAUCGGACAGUUGGCAGCCACCGUUAUUGCAUUAUACAUUGCUAAAAUCAUGGGUGUAGUUUCAAUUCCAAAUUUCCACCGAGAAAUACCGAGAAAAGUGAUGCCAUUGCCAAUUGUUCACUUUGGAAAUAUGGUGACUGGAUUGGGUGGAACACAAGCAAUCAGUUUGCCAAUGUUCACAGCGUUUAGACGUUUUUCAAUUUUGAUAACGAUGAUAUUGGAGUACAAGAUUUUGGGCGUUCAACCAUCGUUGGCGGUUCAAAUGAGCGUUUGGUGCAUGUUGAGCGGGACAAUGUUAGCCGCGAUCGACGAUCUAACAUUUACAAUUGAGGGUUAUUCAUAUAUUAUGUUGGCGAAUUUUAUGACAGCCGCUUAUGGUGUUUAUAUCAAACAAAAAUUGAACACGGUUGAUAUUGGAAAAUAUGGAAUUAUGUUUUAUAAUUCCUUGAUUAUGAUUUUGCCUGCUUUGUUAUUGGCAUGGCUCACUGGCGACUUGCAUACAGCCUCCAAAUAUAAACACUGGGCGGAACCAUUGUUUUUCGUACAAUUUUUAUCAACUUGUUUUAUGGGCUUCAUUUUAACAUACAGUACAUUUCUUUGUACACAAUAUAAUUCAGCGUUGACUACCGCAAUGGUCGGUUGUAUAAAAAAUGUAUUUGUUUCGUAUAUUGGAAUGUAUAUCGGUGGCGAUUAUGUAUUCUCAUGGUUGAAUUAUAUUGGAAUAAAUAUCAGUAUAAUCGGCAGUAUUUACUACACCUAUAUCAUAUUUGCUAAAAAAGACCAACCGACCCCACAAGUGAAAACUAAUCAGAAAUAUAACGACAUGAUAUGAAGAAACCGU
Molecule: messenger RNA, 1149 nt
Organism: Contarinia nasturtii (swede midge)
Lineage: Eukaryota; Metazoa; Arthropoda; Insecta; Diptera; Cecidomyiidae
Product: UDP-sugar transporter UST74c-like
Exons: 2
Coding region: 76-1140 (354 amino acids)
Cellular component (GO): Golgi apparatus
Molecular function (GO): antiporter activity; GDP-fucose transmembrane transporter activity
Source: RefSeq, a predicted model, not a curated record